Messenger RNA from Haliotis rubra (blacklip abalone), 2140 nucleotides. Its product is annotated as inositol-trisphosphate 3-kinase B-like. The transcript has 9 exons. The record is from RefSeq and is a predicted model, not a curated record. Gene Ontology annotation, biological process: inositol phosphate biosynthetic process. Gene Ontology annotation, molecular function: inositol-1,4,5-trisphosphate 3-kinase activity; inositol tetrakisphosphate kinase activity. Gene Ontology annotation, cellular component: nucleus; cytoplasm. The coding region runs from base 675 to 1817 and encodes 380 amino acids. Lineage: Eukaryota; Metazoa; Mollusca; Gastropoda; Lepetellida; Haliotidae.
AUCAUCUUCAAAUCCCCAUCACAGGCAAUCAUCAUUCACCUAGCGUACAUGGUCAGAUACAGGUAGAAGUGAAUAUCUGUGGUUAAUUACAUGCAACAGCAACGAGGUGACGGUAUAAACAGCCGAAUGGUGAACCUGAUUGCUCUCAGCCAUGUCAAUGUGGAGAGAGAUCCGCAGGCCAUUGCUUAGCUGAAUACCACACAAAGCUGCAGGUAGACUUGUAGCCAUUGUAGUGAAGCUUACAAUACAGGACUUAUAACAGGUGUGUGUGUGUGUCCGUCGAGGUGGAAGAGAUUACCACCAAGCCGUCUGGUCAGUCAAUGCUGAGGGACUGUCAAGUAUUUGGAGCCAGGGUUGUGUCGUGGGUGUACAGAAGAUCACUGUUAUGAAACUGGUGUUCAGCCUAUAGCUGUGUACAGCCGACCAGCCAUGUGACUCGACAGACGGAGCAGCCCACGCUUACCACUACCCAGUUGUGUUUACAUUUCAUGAUAGUGGGUAUUACCUGAACAGAUUUAUCCUGAGCUAUGUUGUAGCUGCAGAAAUACACACUUGCUGAUUUAUAUUGUCUUCCAUGGAAUAAAUUCCCCAUCUGCAGAUUUGGCUGUACGAUGGUACAGUGAGUUGUUCAUCCCGGAUUCAUUUGUGAGUGAGUUUUUCUGUGUGGUGUUGUAAUGGAGAGUCAAACUGUGACCCUCCCAAAGACCAAACCCUCAGCUUCCUCACAUGCGGUGUCCAGGCAUCACCUGUGUGUGAUGGACACACGGACAGGGGAUGCUACAGACGAUGACCUCAGCGACUGGGAUGCACCUGUUGAGGUUGAUCUAGCUGCACCACCCACACCACGCACAAAUGAUCAGCAAAGUUCAUGGAAGAUAAUCCGCAGUAUCGUGAGAUGGUCGCCCUUUGUUCAAGUGUUCAAGAAAAACAAGUAUCCUUGGAUUCAGCUGGCUGGCCACCAAGGAAACUUCCAGGCAGGUGAAGCUGGUGCCGUGUUGAAAAAGCUGGACAGUCGUGAGAAACAGUGCUACCUCAAGCUGAUGUCGGACUCACUCAAACCAUUCGUGCCCGAAUACCGGGGUGAUACAGAGAAAGCUGGCGACAAAUAUAUCCAGCUGCAGGAUCUGCUGUGUGAGUUCAACACACCUUGUGUGAUGGACAUCAAGAUGGGUUGUCGGACCUACCUGGAGGAGGAGCUCGAGAAGGCUCGCAGCAAGCCCACUCUGAGAAAGGAUAUGUACAAGAAAAUGACGGAGGUGGACCCCAACACCCCCACACCUGAGGAACGAGAGAAGGAAGGAGUGACAAAGGCAAGGUAUCUACAGUGGAGGGAUGAGAUGAGCUCUUCUGUCACUCUCGGCUUCAGAAUUGAGGGCAUUAAGAGAAGUGACGGCUCAUCAAGCAAGGACUUCAAGAAAACUAAAACACGAGAGCAUGUCCUGGAAAAACUGAAGUCCUUUUGUCGGGGAAAACAAAAACAUUGUGAAUAUUUUGAAGAAGUAGGUUUGAGUCCUGACUUGAAUGCUUCUAAGGGCGGUGUGGAACAGUACAUUGAGAGGUUAAAGGCUGUAUGUGAUGCGCAGGAAGCCUCAGAAUUCUUCAACAGACAUGAGGUGAUCAGCAGUUCAUUGUUGUUCGUCCAUGAUGCUGAGAAGGCCAAUAUAUGGAUGAUUGACUUCGGUAAGACGGAGCCCCUCCCAACGAUGGUGCAUGUAGAUCAUCGUACAGAGUGGCAGGAAGGGAACCAUGAGGACGGCUACCUUGCCGGCAUUGACAGACUCAUCUCCAUCUUUGUUGACCUUUUGACCCAGACAUGACCUUACGACCUUGGAAAUGGUCAUGUGACAAACUCUAAAUGAAAUGCUGUCGACGUCAGAAGCAGUAUUUGUGUACGCAAUAGUGUUCAUUGGAUGCCAAGACUGUCUUGGGUGAAAUGCAAAGGGUUGUGUGAAUUUGGUCUAAGUGAGUCUGUGAUGAAGUACGGAAGAGGUAUUUUCGUCAUAUUCACCUGAACAAAAUGGACACUCAGUGGAAGCCGAUCUGAUUUUAUUGACAAAGAUAUCUGGAAUCUCUUCUCAAGCUCACUCCUGAACAUGUAACAUAAUAACAGUUUGAAAAUGAAACAGCAUUUGGAAUCUCU